Molecule: messenger RNA, 429 nt
Organism: Vavraia culicis subsp. floridensis
Lineage: Eukaryota; Fungi; Microsporidia; Pleistophoridae
Exons: 1
Source: RefSeq, a predicted model, not a curated record
AUGAAAGAAUUCAAAAAUAAGCAUAACAAUAUGUUAGCAAACAAAAUGAAACAUAAUAAGAUAAAUCAUGCAUUGUUAUCUUUUGAAGAUGCUUUUAGAGAUUACAACUCUAAUGAAGUAGAACAAAUGCUUGGAAAAUCACAAAAUAACGAAUCACUAAGAUUGUACUUCAUCGGCCUAAAAAAUGAACUGUUGGAACUUUCAAGAACAUUUUGUAAUUCGCAUAUUUUAGUGUCAAAACAAGCAAUUCGAAAAGAAAAGAAACACGAAAUAACACAGUUUAGUGCGGAAUGCGAGAAAAUUAUGAAAGAACAGCCAAGGUGCUAUUACGUACAGAAGAUGGAAGAGAUGCUGCAUGAAAUACUUCAAAUGAGCAUUAAAACGGGUAAGUACGCAUUUAUACAUGAUCUUAUGUGUGUAUUCAUUCAU